GCUCAACUUUUCUGAACUGCGUUGCGCCGCCUCUGCCUUUUGUUCUGUACAUACCCUUUUGAUACCCAACUUCUGCAGUUACCCCAGACCUAACAAACAUGAACGACGUAGAAGAAAUCGACCUCUACGAGGUCCUCGGCAUCGGCAACAGCGCCAGCAAAGUAGAAAUCAAGAAGGCAUACCACAAGGCUGCACUCGCACAUCACCCCGACAAGGUCGCUGUCGAAGAGCGCGAAGAGGCAGAAAUCCGCUUCAAAUCGGCCAAACAAGCUUACGAAAUCCUGUCCGACGAUGACAAGCGUCAUCUCUACGAUACCCAUGGCAUGUCUGCCUUCGACCCCGCUCGAGGCGGCGGCGAGCAACCAGACAUGGACGACAUCCUCGCGCAAAUGUUCGGCGGGAUGGGCGGCUUUGGUGGAAUGCCGGGCAUGGGAGGCUUCGGCGGCAUGCCUGGUGGGCCGGGCGGGCGAAACGUACCCAAGAAGGGUCGCAGCGUGGAGCAAGAGUACGAGGUAACACUCGAGGAGCUGUACAAGGGCAAGACGACCAAGUUCUCCAACACCAAGAACAUCGUCUGCAGCCAAUGCGAGGGCUCGGGCGGAAAGAAGGGGUCCAAGAGCCAUGAUUGCGGGGUCUGCAAUGGGCGCGGCGCAAAGCAGGUCCUCCGCCAGGUCGGCCCCGGCCUCGUCACCCAAGAAACCGUCGCCUGUUCCAACUGCCAAGGCUCCGGCCAGAUCAUCCCCGAGAAGCAGCGCUGCAAGAAGUGCAAGGGCAAGAAAGUCGUCGAAUCCAAGAACGUGCUCGAACUCUACAUCCCCCGCGGCGCACGACAAGGCGAGCGUAUCGUUCUGCAAGGCGAAGCCGAUCAGCUACCAGACCAGGAGCCCGGCGACAUCAUCUUCACCCUGGAGGAAGCCGGACACGAGACAUUCGAGCGUGCUGGCGCCGAUCUGCGCGCAAUGUUAAAGAUCUCGCUCGCUGAGGCUCUGACAGGCUUCAACAGGGUGGUUCUGACACACCUGGAUGGCAGGGGAAUUCAGCUCAACGUCAAGCAACCGAACGGCAAGGUUCUACGACCGGGCCAGGUUCUCAAGCUCCCUGGCGAGGGUAUGCCGAUGAAGCGCAGUGACGCAAAGGGUGACUUGUACCUGCAAGUUGACAUCGAGUUCCCUGAAGAUGGCUGGCUCAAGGACGACGCGGCGGUGCAGAAGGUCAGAGACGCACUGCCAGCGACGAAGGCGUCAGAUGAGAAGCAUGAGGAUGUUGAAGAGGUGGAACUUGAGUUUGAGGCUGACAUGGAAGACUUCGGCGCUGGCUCAGGCGACCCACGAGCGGGCGGUGCCGAGUGGGAAGACGAUGAAGAAGAGGAGGGUGGCCCCCAGUGCGCCACACAGUAAAAUUUCGACCGUGGACGACAGGUUGAGGGCUUCUGAUGAGAGAGAUGACAUUGUGAGCGGUAUAUGACUUGCAUGGUUUGGCGUUGGUGGUGGCUGUCCUUUUACGGACACGGAUACAGCAAGAUCUUGGAGGCAUAGAUCUAGUCACGAAACGGUCGCAC
Messenger RNA from Macroventuria anomochaeta, 1558 nucleotides. RefSeq lists its product as uncharacterized. Gene Ontology annotation, cellular component: cytoplasm. The coding region runs from base 99 to 1397 and encodes 432 amino acids. The transcript is spliced from 5 exons. NCBI's taxonomy places the organism in Eukaryota, Fungi, Ascomycota, Dothideomycetes, Pleosporales, Didymellaceae. Gene Ontology annotation, molecular function: Hsp70 protein binding. The record is from RefSeq and is a predicted model, not a curated record. Gene Ontology annotation, biological process: protein refolding.